AUGUGCGAUUCUGAAAAUAGUAAGAAACCUUCCCAGUGUUGUCAAAAAAUAAUUAAUUUUUGCUUUUUCAUAUAAAUGUUUUUUCUCUUGGUGCGAUGUUUUGAAAACGUUGCCCAUUCAAAACUCAUUCACAACUUUUCUAUUUGGCUUUUAAGUGUUACUCCAAAAUAUUUUGGUGCUGGCUGAAGCUAUGUGUUUGUGCAACGGCCACACAAUGUUGCUGCUUUACAAAAGCUUCACACGAUCGCGAAUCCAUAUUUGAUCGGGGUGGCCAUCGUCUGCCAGCAAACGGCACGGUGCAGAAAAAAUGUUUACAAAGUUUGCUUGCAUAAGCAGAUUGUUGCGGCUACCGGCCCCGCGACCGUCGCCCAGAAGCUAUUUUAUCUCGCCAAGGGCACGUAGUGUUUGAGCUCUUUCUUCUGUUGGAAAAUAAGCUUGACGGCAUCCCGAAUUGUGUAGCGUGCCGCUGGUCAGUCGUGCAUCGCAGUUUUCCCCAGCAAGUGUAAGAUGGCGUUCGUUAGUGGUACAUUUUUGUGGAAAGUUUCGCUAACACUGGCCACCUUGGCAGCUGUGUUGGAUUUGCAAACGAAUGGCGCUAGUGCACUAAGGUGUCAUCAUUGCGGCUGGGACACGUGCGGAUCGCACGAGGAGCUGGUCGAGUGCAACCUGGAGCGUGUCAACCAAGUGCACGGCAAUCUGCAGCGGCUGGUGAAUUUGACGCAGUUCUCCGAGCUGCCCAACCUCGGCGAGUUUGCGUGUUUUGAGCUGCGGCUUACGAACGCGCACGGAAACCGAUCCGGAACGGUCAAAAGCUGCACCGUACAGUCCGCUGGAAUGUGUGAGCUAACCGACUGGAAGUCGGUUAAGGUGGUCGGCUGCAGCACGUGUAAUGAUCGAGACUUUUGCAACGGGUUCAACACACUGCUGCCGGCAAAGGUGGACAAAGGCGCCGGGUUCUCCUUUUCCAUGUACAAAACGGCGUCAGCGGCGUUCGUGCCGCAGCCACGCGUUUGGUGUACCGCAGUAACGGUGUUUCUUGUAGCUUUGUUUUGCCGACUUCCGUCGACGUCAUUGUAGUUUAUAUCAUGUGUAUUUUGGGUCGAUCGAUUCUUACGAAUAAAUCAGUGUUUAUUAGUUUUAA
Molecule: messenger RNA, 1141 nt
Organism: Anopheles coluzzii
Lineage: Eukaryota; Metazoa; Arthropoda; Insecta; Diptera; Culicidae
Exons: 2
Coding region: 508-1077 (189 amino acids)
Source: RefSeq, a predicted model, not a curated record